AUGUCAGGAGGAUUGCAACCACGGAUUCGCCAUGUAUCCUCCAUUCAAGUCCGCAACUUUUCCCCGUUCCCCACAAGAGACACGGUUGCUUCAGCACUUACGCAACCCGCUGAACGAUCACAGUUCACUCUUCAUGGUCAUCUUUCAGAUGACUCUGACCUUACUUUGAAUAGAAGGCGAAGCAGGAAGAUAUCGUUGAGCUCGAUUAACUCUGCGCAUACCAUAAGGUCAGACAUCGGAGAUGCGACUGUGGCGAAUGGUUCACCAAGCGAAACAAGAGGCCGGAAAGGAAAGGGUGUAAAGGUCGGUUCCCCGGCAGGUCCAUCCUCAAUUCCAGCUACCCUUGAGCAGAUCUCACCCUCUCGGUCUGGCCGUACUUCUGGAUCGGCACCUACUAUCAGACCACGGCGUCCCCGCACAACAUCUAUCAUGUCUACCUCGUCCGCUGGCAAUGUAAUGGGUGCGCUUUAUCCGCCCGCCGUAAUUCCCUCCUCAGCGGCCUCAGGUUCUAAGUCGCUCUCCGCGAUGUUGCCGGACAACUCACAAGUUAGCCUCGAGAAGGUUAUAAAUUCCCGACUAGUGGAGACAUUCAUUACUGUUACUAUUCCACCGGCCAUCCCAGCUCUAGGUGCGGAACACACCCUCGCUGCGUCCAAUUCGCGUCCGUCGACUCCGCUUGCUUCUCCUUCUCCGAAAGACAAGGCCCGAGUUACCCCCAGGCAGGCGAAAGUACCGAACGGUGCUGGCACGAGAAAAGACCCGAAGUCUAUCCUGCCGAAUACGCGCAUGUUGGCCCACCCUGUGGUCAAACCCAACGGCAAAGCGUCUACCUCAUCACACAAAGUUUCGUCAUUAUCCAUAGAUUCGCAUUCCGGCUGUACUUCUCCUGCACCAUCCGCUUCCACCCCCAAUUACUUCUCUGAUAUCCACCGGCCCUCAACGAAUCCUGUUUUUCAAACAGAACAAUUCGCGGAGUGGACUAACUUAAGCGGGACGAAGCUUAAUAUCCAAAUGUGGGCUAAGUCUGCCAAGGUCUCCCCACGGAGUACAUUCGUGGAGGGCAAAGGCAAAGCGAAACAGCAAGACGAGCCAUUGACGAACUCGGAAUGGAAAAUCUUCCAUGAGUGGGAAAUUAAUCUCAACGAUCUACUUCCCCUUCCAUCGGAGGUCAAAGAUAACACUGAACUACUACCUCCAAAUACGCUCGUAUUCUUGCUCUCGCCCCCUGGUGACUAUUACUACAUCCCCCCUCCGGCGACACCACGCGAACGAUCAUCGUCUCCUUCCGCGGGUUACAAUUCCGAUCCUGAAUUUGAAGUUCGCCAAACUCAACAAAACAGUGCUGGCUCGCCGCCUCUGUCAGCUCAUCCGUCCGAAAGUACCGCCCCAUCUCGACGACGGCACCGCAAACAAACAGACGAUGCAUACGAAGACUUCGCGAAGACAUCGAAAUGGCAGGAUCUGUUCAAACUAGUCUCUCUCCAGUCUUGCAUCGUUGAUACGGAAGCGUCACUAAAUGAAAUUGUAUCAAACCUUGAGGCAUCGAUAGACUCGGACGUCCUCUCCAAACUGAAGCGCGAAGUGUCGGAGCGAGAAGCCUGGGUGGAUGAUCUAAGAUCCAGUUGCGGCUCGUUGAGAAGACAAUCCGACGAAUUACGAUAUCAACUUCGCGCACGGCAUAAAGUGCUAGAAGAUCGUCGCAAUAUCCUAAGUGCCGCGAAAGAACAGCUCAAGGACGAUAUCAUAUCGUACAGCGACGCUGCAAUGCAGGUCACAGAAGAGGAGCACCGUCUACAGUCUCUCCGGUCUCGGUUUGAACCUACUCGGACAUUCCUCAUAUCCACUCUGGGGUCAAUUUUCCCUAUCGAGCUUUCCUCUCCUCCCGAUCUUCUGUAUACGAUACUUGACGUGCCACUCCCUAUUCCUAUGGGAAACAACGACCCUGCCCCUCCGCUCUUCCUGCCCAACCAUAAGGAUAUCAACGAGGAUGUCGUGGCCACUUCCCUCGGAUAUGCAGCGCAGGUGGUGCAGCUGCUGGCUGCCUAUCUCGGUAAAGGUCUUGUUUAUCCCAUAACUUGUAUAGGCAGCAGGAGCUUGGUGCGCGACGGAAUUUCUGCUAUGGUAGGCCCGCGGAUGUUCCCUCUUUUUUCGAAAGGCGUCGAUACGUAUCGCUUUGAAUACGGGGUGUUUUUACUCAAUAAAAACAUCGAAAUGCUCAUGGUGGAUCGUGACCUACGCCCAGUCGAUAUGCGACAUACACUCCCGAAUCUGAAGAACUUGUUACUUACACUAACGUCGGGCGACGAAACACCACUUCGAUUCAGGAACAUCCAUCGGCCGCCUUCCUCAGUAAUAUCGAUAUCGAGUUUAGAGUCCCCUCCGCCCGAGUCUCCAUCUACUCCGGAUGGAGACGCUACAGUCGGGGGCACGACUCCAAAAGCUUCUACCCUCAUAGAACUGCCCGUCGAAAAUACUACGCCGCCUGCAAGUGGCGCGAGCACGCCGACGGUACCAGCGUCCCUGAACGGUACUGAGAAAAAGACUCGGUCAUCAUAUCUGAGCCUUGCACCCUUGUCGAGUUUCCUUAGGUUGCACCUACCAUCAACAAGUGUCAACAAGCCCACAGCGAAAGAAAUCUUUGAAUCCGGUGUCUCGACGCAGGAUGGCGACGGCCUUUCCGCGCAUCCGACCACAGAAGUGGCUGGGGAGCAGUCGGAUUCGAGUGAGGAUCGCGAGGACGUCGAAGCGGAUGAUACGCAGGAUGAAGAGGAUCGCAGGACUAUACGCGGAGCCCCUGUAGGUUUAGGCAUCGAAGUAAAUGGAGCAGAGAGUAAGGAGCCAGAGGGCUUAGGGAGGGGCAUCGUAGCGACUAGAGCAAGCGAGAAGAUGGAGAAAGUUGUUCCGACCACACCUUCAUCGACGACGCAACCUGCGCAGUCGGCUUAUUAUUGA
Pleurotus ostreatus (oyster mushroom) is the source of this 2952-nucleotide messenger RNA. RefSeq lists its product as uncharacterized. Gene Ontology annotation, cellular component: endosome; lytic vacuole. The transcript is spliced from 10 exons. Bases 1 to 2952 code for a protein of 983 amino acids. Gene Ontology annotation, biological process: SNARE complex assembly. Gene Ontology annotation, molecular function: SNARE binding. The record is from RefSeq and is a predicted model, not a curated record. Lineage: Eukaryota; Fungi; Basidiomycota; Agaricomycetes; Agaricales; Pleurotaceae.